Messenger RNA from Medicago truncatula (barrel medic), 3549 nucleotides. Its product is annotated as alpha,alpha-trehalose-phosphate synthase [UDP-forming] 1. Gene Ontology annotation, biological process: trehalose biosynthetic process. Gene Ontology annotation, cellular component: cytosol. The transcript is spliced from 19 exons. Gene Ontology annotation, molecular function: alpha,alpha-trehalose-phosphate synthase (UDP-forming) activity; trehalose-phosphatase activity. Lineage: Eukaryota; Viridiplantae; Streptophyta; Magnoliopsida; Fabales; Fabaceae. Bases 390 to 3281 code for a protein of 963 amino acids. The record is from RefSeq and is a predicted model, not a curated record.
GACCGCCAAAAAGAAGAAUACUACUUUCUCUCUCGCUCUCUUUCUCUGUAUAAAUAAACAAACUCUCUACUUCACAAUUCAGAAUCAAAACAACACAACGCAACGCAACGCAAAAUCUCUAUCUUUUUUUCUCUGCUAAAUCUUAACCUUCAUUUUCGGUUAUUCGCUUCGAAACUCGGAACGAAGAAAGAAGCAAUAGCAGCAUCAGCAUCAACAUCAACACUUGGUGAAAAUUCGCAUCGUUCAGAUUUCACUCUCUCUACAUAACAACCCAGCUGUAGUUUGACGUAUUGAACAAGACUUGUCUAGUCUGUCUCCUUGCUUUCAGCAUCAGCUGAUUUUCGAGGGGAAAGAAGUUAAGCUGUAACUGAAAUUGAUAUUCAAUUUCAAUGGUGGGGUUCCAGAGUGAACAUAUGCCUGGAAACAAGUGUAAUGGUAAUUAUAAUAGUGGUUCCAGAGUUGAACGACUUGUGAGAGUAAGAGAACAAAGAAAAAGUAUCAAGGCAUCAUCACCUGAUAUUGUUGUUAUUAACAAUAAUAACAAUAUUAAUAGCAAUAAUAAUAAUAAUAAUAAUGUUAAUAAUAACUAUAAUGAUAGUGAAAAACAUGUGGUUACUGAAUCUUUUGAGCAUGACCUAAGCUUAAAAGAAUGUAAUAACUCUGGUGCUUCCCAUUUUGAACGAUUCCUGGAAGGUGCUGCAGCAGCAAAGGCUCUUAGUAAUGGAUAUGAAAGGGAAGAUGGAAAACCUGUUAGACAACGGCUUUUGGUUGUGGCUAAUAGAUUGCCAGUUUCAGCUGUUAGGAAAGGCGAGGAUUCUUGGUCUCUGGAGAUCAGUGCUGGCGGCUUGGUCAGCGCUCUUUUAGGUGUGAAGGAUUUUGAAGCGAGGUGGAUAGGUUGGGCCGGUGUCAAUGUGGCGGAUGCGGUUGGACAGAAGACACUCACUGAAGCAUUAGCUGAAAAGAGGUGUAUCCCAGUAUUUCUUACUGAAGAGAUUGUUCAUCAGUACUAUAAUGGCUAUUGCAAUAACAUUUUGUGGCCCCUUUUUCAUUACCUUGGACUUCCACAAGAAGAUCGUCUAGCGACAACACGUGGAUUCCAGUCUCAGUUUGAUUCGUAUCAGGUGGCAAACCAAAUGUUUGCUGAUGUUGUAAAUCAGGUCUAUGAAGAGGGAGAUAUUGUUUGGUGUCAUGAUUAUCAUCUCAUGUUUCUACCUCAAUGCUUAAAGAAAUUUAACAGCAAAAUGAAAGUUGGUUGGUUUCUCCAUACCCCAUUUCCAUCUUCUGAAAUUCAUAGGACACUGCCAUCUCGUUCAGAACUCUUGCGUGCAGUUCUUGCUGCUGAUUUGGUCGGUUUCCACACAUACGAUUAUGCACGACACUUUGUUAGUGCGUGUACUCGCAUUCUUGGACUUGAGGCCACACCAGAAGGGGUUGAGGAUCAAGGGAAACUGACUCGAGUUGCUGCGUUUCCAAUUGGUAUAGACUCGGAUCGAUUCAUACGUGCACUUGACCAUCCUCAAGUCCAAGCUCCAUUCAAAGACUUAGUAGAAAGAUUUAAAGGCAGAAAGGUAAUGUUAGGUGUUGAUCGCCUUGAUAUGAUUAAAGGAAUUCCUCAAAAACUUCUUGCUUUUGAAAAAUUCUUGGAAGAGAAUGAGGAUUGGCGAGAAAAGGUCGUUCUGCUUCAAAUUGCUGUGCCAACAAGAACAGAUGUUCCCGAGUAUCAAAAGCUUACAAGCCAAGUUCAUGAAAUUGUUGGCCGCAUCAAUGGCAGAUUUGGAACACUGACUGCUGUUCCUAUACAUCACCUGGACCGCACUCUUGACUUUAACGCACUGUGUGCUUUGUACGCUGUUACAGAUGUUGCACUUGUCACGUCUUUGAGGGAUGGAAUGAAUCUUGUCAGUUACGAGUUUGUAGCCUGUCAAGAAAAAAAGAAGGGGGUUCUCAUUCUUAGUGAAUUUGCUGGUGCUGCGCAGUCUCUUGGGGCUGGGGCACUUCUGGUCAACCCCUGGAACAUCUCAAAAGUUGCCGAAGCAAUUGCCAAAGCUCUGAACAUGCCAUCAGAAGAGAGAGAGAAGAGACAUAGGCACAACUUCCAUCAUGUAACAACCCACACUGCGCAGGAAUGGGCAGAAACUUUUGUUAGCGAGCUAAAUGAUACUGUUGUUGAGGCACAGUUAAGGACAAAACAAGUUCCACCACGGCUCGAUACCAGAAAGACAAUUCAACAAUAUCUGAAGUCAACUAAUCGAUUGCUUAUUUUGGGAUUCAAUGGAACUUUAACUGAGCAAGUUGAGAGAAAAGGUGAUCAACUGAAAGAAAUGGAACUCUCGGUGCAUCCAGAAUUGAAACAACCAUUGACACAACUUUGCAAUGACCCAAAUACUACAGUUGUCGUUCUUAGUGGAAGUGGUAGAACACUUCUAGAUGAAAACUUCAAAGAAUACAACACUUGGCUAGCAGCAGAGAAUGGGAUGUUUUUAAACCCUUCAAAUGGAGAAUGGAUGACUACAAUGCCAGAACAACUAAACAUGGAAUGGGUUGACAGUGUAAAGCAUAUUUUUGAAUACUUCACUGAAAGAACUCCUCGGUCGUAUUUUGAAGAAAGGGAAGCUUCCCUUGUAUGGAAUUACAGACAUGCAGAUGUUGAGUUUGGGAAACUUCAAGCAAGGGACAUGCUCCAACAUCUCUGCACAGGUCCAAUUUCAAAUGCAUCAGUUGAAGUUGUUCAAGGGAGCCGAUCAGUUGAGGUGCGAGCUGCUGGUGUUACAAAGGGAGCAGCCAUUGACCGCAUCCUGGGGGAGAUUGUUCACAGUAAAUCGAUGACUACACCAAUAGAUUAUGUUCUAUGUAUAGGACAUUUUCUGGCAAAGCAGGACGAAGAUAUAUAUGACUUUUUUGAGCCAGAGCCUUCUUCUUUUGGUGCAAGUCUUCAGCGAAGCAAGUUAUCAGAUGCAGCUAAGUUUCCCAAUGAGAAGGUAUCACCUAUGAAGAUCCCAUCAAUUAAAAAUGGAUUCAAGUCAGCAAAUCAAAGCAAGGGACAGCGACCUAUCUCAAAUUCAGAGAAGAAAACAGCAAAUAAUGUCAACCGCACGGUGCGGAAGUGUAAAUCACCUUUGCCAGAAAAGAUCUCUUGGAAUGUCCUUGACCUCAAGAAGGAGAAUUACUUCUCGUGUGCUGUUGGAAGAACUCAAACAAAUGCUCGAUUUACACUUCCAUCGUCUGACGAGGUUGCUGAAUUUCUGAAGAAACUUGCGCAUGCAUCUUCUCGUAAUUACUGAGAUUUUGAGUUAUAUGAUUACUUGCUUUUGCAACUAAUUUGAUUCAUCUUAGCAAUGCUGCUUCCUCAGGUUGAAAGAUAAAUAAUUUAGCAAGUUCUAGUCUCAGCAAUUUCUUGUAAUAUAGUCAUUUGGUAUAUUUCUCUAACCAAUAAUUUCAUAAUUACUUAAUGUCAUCGACAAGUAGUUUUUGAUGGUUUUGUAAGGAAAAAAUAGCAGUUUUCGAUGGUUAAUGUAAACAAAAAGAAAAAAUUGUUUUCGAUGGUUUUUU